AUGAGUGAAAUUCAUCUCGACGCUUUUCCGAAUAGCUCCGAAGUUCAAAACAAUUUAAAACGAGUUCUGUACGUUGGUAAUCUUGAUGAUAACGUUACGAAAGAAAUUUUGGAAGCAGCAUUCAUACCUUUUGGUGACAUUCGAACAAUAGCUAUCCCUAAGGACCGUUUAACAGGUAAACAUCGAGGAUUCGGUUUUGUUGAAUAUGAAGAAGAAGAAGAUGCUCAACAUUCCAUUGCUAAUAUGCAUGACUCAGAGCUGUAUGGUCGUGUUCUCACGGUCAAUUUAGCUCGAACUCCGGCACGUGAACCUGGAAAAAAAUAUAUUCCAGUGUGGAAGGAUGAGACUGUAAUGCAACUGCAAUAUAAUGUUGCCCCGGAAAAUUUAAAUUCGGGAAAUGUUGAAGAAGACCAAGCUUUGGAAGCGUUAAUGAAAUGUUCAGAGGCGCAAGAAAUUAUGGAAAGAAAGACUGCAGUGGUAAAAGACUCAAAAGAAGCCGUGGCAUAA
Hylaeus volcanicus is the source of this 507-nucleotide messenger RNA. Its product is annotated as peptidyl-prolyl cis-trans isomerase E-like. The record is from RefSeq and is a predicted model, not a curated record. Gene Ontology annotation, molecular function: RNA binding. The coding region runs from base 1 to 507 and encodes 168 amino acids. NCBI's taxonomy places the organism in Eukaryota, Metazoa, Arthropoda, Insecta, Hymenoptera, Colletidae. The transcript has 4 exons.